AAAAAUGUAAGACCUUGAACGAAGGGCAUUGUAGGAAUACCAAGAGAAUUUUCCUUCCUACUAAUAGCACAAAUUCCCCCAAAGUACCGAUGGUCGACGGCUACUUUUCAAUAUUUCAUCGAAUUCGUAACGCUUAAUUCUUCGUAAACUUUCGCAAGAUCAAGGUAUUAAAUGGCCGAAGCAAAGAGGAAGCCAGUUUUUACCAAAGUUGGGGAGCUACGACCUGGUACCAGUGGCCACAAUGUCACUGUCAACGUUGUUGAUUCAAAGUUGGUUAUGCAGAGAGGGAGGAAUGAUGGACCUCAAGUGCGCCAAAUGAAAAUUGCAGAAUGUUUGGUCGGAGAUGAGACCGGAAUGAUCAUCUUUACAGCCAGAAACGAUCAAGUGGACAAGAUGCAAGCCGGUGCCACAGUAACCCUGCGCAACGCAAAGAUCGACAUGUUCAAGGGUUCCAUGAGGCUUGCAGUGGACAAGUGGGGACUCGUUGAAGUCGCAGCAGAGCCUGCAAAUUUCACUGUCAAGGAAGAUAACAACCUGUCACUUAUCGAGUAUGAACUUGUGACUGUUGUCGACGGAUGAAACGGCAGUUGAAGCAACUUAAUUAAAAUCCUCCAAAAAGUUAGAACCUGAUGAAAUAAAUGAAGAAUCAAACAAAAAACGUGAAGUUUAUGUAAUUGUCUCCUGGGCAUAUAGUCUUCCAAUCUGCUCGUGAAACUCUUCCUUCCUUGAGGCUUCAAAUUACUACUAAAAGGCGAACCAUUCGGCUGCAUGUGAAGGCAGCUUGAUGGAUUUUGUACCCUUAAAGAUGGUAUUGUGCUGCUGCUGGCUGUUAGAAACUUGGUUUGUUCUUCUAAUUCUCUUAUUUACUUAAUAGUAUUGAAACACAAAACUUGGUUUUAUCUCAAAUAUAAUUUGCGUGAAAUAUAAUAUGAACACAAUGCUCUAAAUAUCCUUUCUCAUGUAA
Molecule: messenger RNA, 964 nt
Organism: Amaranthus tricolor (Joseph's coat)
Lineage: Eukaryota; Viridiplantae; Streptophyta; Magnoliopsida; Caryophyllales; Amaranthaceae
Exons: 3
Coding region: 172-579 (135 amino acids)
Source: RefSeq, a predicted model, not a curated record